AUGUCGCGGCCACAGACUCCUCCGCAUGAGCCGAGGUACAACGUUCACGUUGCACCCAGAACGAUAGAAAAGCUCAUCGACAAUGCAUUCCCCGGGGUUGAGUUAAUAUCGCAUUCCGAACUCGAAAUAAACAAAGGCUAUAACAAUCGGCUAUACUUUGUCAAAGUUCGGCGUAAAUGGCAGAGCUCAAUUUUCCGCGACACGGAUGCCACGGAGAGGGAGCUUGUCCUCAAGGCCAACGGGCAGUUCUUCUUGGCCGACAAGGUUCAGAAUGAAGUUGGCUGUCUCCAAAUUGUAGGGCAGUAUUGCCCGGGAAUCCCAACACCGACUGUGUUUGCUUGGUCAGAGGAUGGCGUUACUGUUAGUCUGUCGAAUCCAUGCGGCUUGGAGAAGAAAGACGUCAUUCUUUCAAUUCCAGAGAAUGAAAAAAAUCAUGGAGGAUGGAUCUUAAUGUCACGACUUCCCGGAACACCCUUGCCAGCUUGCGACCUCGACGAAGCAGCAAGAUUGGAUAUCAUGAGGCAGCUUGCGGGCAUGGCCGCGAGCUGGAGGACUAGUAUUCCUGCCCAAAGGUAUCUCGGCAACAUACAGUUUCAUCAGGAACUGCACGCGUCUGAGCCAGAUUUCUCCAUUGUGCCCAACUCUGGCCCUCAGCCACAUCAUCUCGUGGUUCGAGGCAUCCUGGUUGAUGAGCUGCGAAUCGCAACACCCAUCAGCAGCGUCACGCAACAGUAUACCCUCAAGCUUGAGAAGAAGCUCGAGCAACUUGAAAGCUCCCAAAACUAUGCUCGAAAUCGGCACCUCGCUCCCGAGAUACAAAGAUUCAUCAAAGAUACACUGCCACAACUUCACACUCUGACCCCCCCACACAAGCACACAUUAGGCGAAUUCGUAUUUACACACUAUGAUUUGUCACCGAGAAAUAUACUCGUGACCGGCUCGCCUCCCCAGGUUUCGGGAAUAGUCGACUUUGAGUUUGCGGGCUUCUUCGCACCCGUGGAGGAGUUUCUCAACGACGCUGUCGGCAACGAGGGCGACUGGCCCGACACCCUGUACAACGAGUACUUGGCGGAAUUGGAGGCCAAAGGCAUAGAUACUCCAGCAGCGGGGAUAAGCGCAUCGGUUUGGGAGACGGCUCGUUGCCUUGAGCGUGUCGCGGACAAUAUUGCACCGUGGUGGCUACCAGGUCCGUACACUGGUGCCGCAUUGGAGGAGCAAUUUGUAAAGAGCGCGGCAGAGCUGCAGGAAAAUCUACAGAAACUCUCGUUGGCAGUAGAAAGAAAUUGA
Messenger RNA from Beauveria bassiana ARSEF 2860, 1287 nucleotides. RefSeq lists its product as uncharacterized. The record is from RefSeq and is a predicted model, not a curated record. Bases 1 to 1287 code for a protein of 428 amino acids. Lineage: Eukaryota; Fungi; Ascomycota; Sordariomycetes; Hypocreales; Cordycipitaceae. The transcript has a single exon.